Helobdella robusta is the source of this 969-nucleotide messenger RNA. RefSeq lists its product as hypothetical. Gene Ontology annotation, cellular component: membrane. Gene Ontology annotation, molecular function: magnesium ion transmembrane transporter activity. The annotation marks the transcript as partial. The transcript is spliced from 7 exons. NCBI's taxonomy places the organism in Eukaryota, Metazoa, Annelida, Clitellata, Rhynchobdellida, Glossiphoniidae. The record is from RefSeq and is a predicted model, not a curated record. Gene Ontology annotation, biological process: magnesium ion transport.
GUAAAUAUGGACACAGGCACUAGAGAUUUUUACAUUGGGUUAUCUCUGGCUGUCAGUUCAAGCAUUUUCAUUGGUUCCAGUUUCAUUUUAAAGAAGAAGGGCUUAUUGAAACUUUCUCACAGAGCUGGUUCUGGUGGCUUUGGUUACCUGAAGGAAUGGAUGUGGUGGGCUGGAUUGAUUUUAAUGGGUAUUGGGGAAGCAGCAAAUUUUGUUGCAUAUGCAUUUGCUCCUGCUACCUUAGUAACACCUCUUGGAGCACUCAGCGUCCUCUUUAGCGCUUUUUUGGCCUCCAAAUGGUUGAAUGAAAAAUUGAACAUCCUGGGCAAAGUUGGAUGUUUGGUGUGUCUGCUGGGGUCCACUUUCGUUGUCCUGCAUUCCCCGAAAGAACAGGAAGUGAAGUCACUUCAGGAUCUCCAGUACAGACUGGCUGAUCCUGGCUUCAUAUCAUACUCAAUAGUCGUCCUAAUUCUUUCACUGACCCUGAUUUUCUUUGUUGGGCCCCGGCUUGGUUCAACUAAUCCUCUCAUCUAUGUAACAAUUACUGGUACGAUUGGCUCUUUAUCUGUUAUGGGCUGCAAAGGUUUAGGAGUUGGUAUUAAGGAGAUCAUUGGUGGAAAUACGCACGAAUUGGGCAAUUGGUUCUUCUGGAUUCUGUUAAUAAGCGUGGUCUUCUUCAUAAGUGUCCAGAUGGUGUAUUUAAAUAAGGCACUGGACCUUUUCAACACUGCAGUUGUUACUCCAAUGUUGUACGUUGUAUUCACUGGCUGUGUUAUAUUGGCAUCUGGUAUUUUGUACAAGGAAUGGUCGAAAUUACCAGCAGAGGACAUUGUGGGAAAUUUGUGUGGAUUCCUGACCAUUAUCUCAGGGAUUUUCCUCCUACAAGCUUUCAAAGAUCUCAAUAUCUCUCUUCCUCAUCUGUCCUCUAUGCUUUACAAUGAUAACAACAGUAAUAAUAAUAAUAUUAAUAAU